Lolium rigidum is the source of this 996-nucleotide messenger RNA. Its product is annotated as B3 domain-containing protein Os11g0197600-like. NCBI's taxonomy places the organism in Eukaryota, Viridiplantae, Streptophyta, Magnoliopsida, Poales, Poaceae. The record is from RefSeq and is a predicted model, not a curated record. The transcript is spliced from 6 exons. Bases 1 to 996 code for a protein of 331 amino acids. Gene Ontology annotation, molecular function: DNA binding.
AUGGCGGUGAGGAACAACGGGAAGGGGAAUUGGGAUGCGAGCAGGAAGGAGGGGUCAUGCAAGAACUUUGGGCAGAAAUUCUGCAAGUUGUUCUUCGCUGCGGAAUCUGGGAAGCGAUUGCCGUCGGGUUUUCAUGCUAAGCCUUCCAAGGAUCUGGUUGGUCCAAUAGAAAGUGAUGAAAGGGACAAACAAAUGUCCCCUGUUACCCAAGAGGAGAAUCAUGGAACCAAGAAGAAGACUAGAGAAAUAGAUGCAAAUGGCUCUACAUUGAGGAAGCACUGUAAUGGAGCUUUGGUUGGUGACAACUCAGUUAGCCUUAAUAAUACUGAAGUUCAUGUAGAAUCCACCAAGCUUACUCUUUGUGUCACAGAUUCUGUUUCAUCAUACCGUGUGUCAGAAGAAAGUAUCUCUCGCAACGAGUCCUCAAAGUCUACACCCGGGCCGCUCAAAUUGUCUAAGGAUGUGGAUAUAUGUGGAAAAAAAAAAAAUAUCUCUCACAACAAGUCCAAGUCAGUACCGAUGCUGCUCAACUUUUCCAAGGAUGUGUAUAUAGAUGGAAAAACCAUUGCGGAAGUUCAAAGACAACCAGAAGUAAUAUCGCAAAGGCCACCAGUUUAUGAAGAACAGCAGAACAACGCUCUUCGAAAGGCAAAGCAAUAUAAAUCGAAGUACCCUAUAACUAUGCAAAUAAUGAAGGAGACUUAUGUCUACAAGACAUUUUUCAUGAAUAUUCCAUGUGAAUUUGUCAGGGAGUAUCUUCCCCGCACCGACAAGAAGUUGACACUCUUGGAUCCACAAGGAAUGACUUGGGAAGUUAAUUAUGUCUAUUGCAACCAGCGUUGUUCUGGCGCUUUCAGUCAGGGCUGGGGCAAGUUUUCGGUAGGUAAUCACCUGGAGACGUUUGAUGUCUGCGUCUUCGAGCUCCUCUCAGAGGACAACAUAAACGUGCGCAUCUACAGAGCAAAUGCCGCACUAUAUCCUUAUCUCUCAUAUUGA